Molecule: messenger RNA, 2259 nt
Organism: Drosophila novamexicana
Lineage: Eukaryota; Metazoa; Arthropoda; Insecta; Diptera; Drosophilidae
Exons: 3
Coding region: 201-629 (142 amino acids)
Source: RefSeq, a predicted model, not a curated record
AAAAAUAUAUAUAUAUAUAUAAAAAUAAAUAUUAGAUAAUAAAAACGCACAGGCUCGUGACGCAAAACUAAUCCCAACUACAACAGCGAAAAUCCUGUGCACAACACAAAUAACAACAACAACAACAACAGAAACAACAACAGCAAUUCACCUGCAGGCGCACCUGUGUCGACAACAACAACAACAAGAACGCCCACAAAAUGACCAUGACUGCCGCCAGGAAUCAGGCUCAGGCUCAGGCUCCAGCUUUGGCAACGGCUCCCACUUUGGCCCGGUCACACAGGCUGCAAUUGUCGCUGCCGCUGCCGCUGCUGCUGGCGCUGAUGAUGCUGCUGCUCCUGCUGGUGCCGCCGCAGCCGUGCGAGAGCCGAUACCUGCCGACAAGGUCGCACGGCGACGAAUUGGACAAGCUGCGCGAGCUGAUGCUUCAGAUUUUGGAGUUGAGCAAUGAGGAUCCACAGCAACAACAACAACAACAAUCACACCAAAUGCGUCUGCACAAUGAGGCCAACAAUCCGCUGACCGCCCAGCGUGGCAGCGGCAGCAGCGGCAGCUCGAAUGCCGCCUGGCUCCAGAAGCUGGGCGCCAUGGGCGCACUUGACACGGAGGGCGGCUAUGGGCGCUACUAAAGCCCCAAACCGCCAACAAUUAAACCAAACGCGACGACCCCGAUUAAAACUUACAAACAAACAAAAAAAAUACAAAAAUCGAAAAAAAAAAAUCCAGGAAUGCAAAAAAACCAUUUGAAAUGCCAAAUUGUUCAACUAAAACGAUCUGGUUCCUAUUUAAGUAAGCCAGCCAAAACGAACUAGUUCCAAAAGAAGAAGUUUAGUAUGCUAAAAGCGAACUGGUUCCAAAUAGUUGUAAUUUUUAAAUUUAAAAAAAAUCAAAACUGAACUGGUUUUAAAUUGAAGAUAUUUUUAAAAGCUACCAUUGUAAACAAUAGCUUCAAAACAUUUUAAGCGAGUAAUUUUACUAUCAUAUUGAGAACGAACUGGCUCAAAAUUUAAACAAUUUUAAAGUUAAGCCAAUUGCAAAGUUAGUUAUUUCAGUUAGUUAUCAAUUAAAAGCCUAAUGGUUCCAAAUUGAAGCUUUUUCUUGAACCAAUUUUAAAGUUCAUUUUAUUCAUGCAUAUUAAAAGCGAACCAGUUCAAAAUUGAAACUAUUUAUAAAUUUAACCAAUUUUGAAAAUAAAUUAAUUGAACUAAAAGUACCAGUUCCAAAUUAAAGGUACUUUAAUUAAAAGCUACGUUUGUCAAAAAUAGUUCCACCCUAUUUUGAGCUGAGUUCAUUUUCGUUUGAUUUUAAAAGCGAACUAGUUCAAAACAUAAACUAAUUUUAAGAUAUUUUAAAUCAAUUCAAAGCGAACUGGUUCCGAAUUGAGAUCAAUUUUAAAAAGUUGCCAGAGUUCUUUUUACAAUCAGCGAACUGGUUCAAAAUUAAAACUAAUUCCUGCAAAAAGCAUAUUAAGUUAAUUAUCAAGUAAAUUUCUAAAGGAAAUGUAUUAAACGAAAGUCUAAACGAUCGAAAGCAGAGCUUAGCACAGUCUUCAGUUUUGGAUCAGUUCUUGUAGGCAUUUCAGAUAGUUUUGACAUUCCGGAACGAAAGAAAAUGACAAAAACUCAACGGUUUUAGAGCGCAAGCAAACUGAACUAAAAAGAACUAAACAGUUCCUAUUAAAAGAACAAUAAUUUUUAAACUUUUACGAUUAAUCAAAAUGAAAAAAUCAAAAAAAAAAAUAUAUAUAUAUAUAUAUGAUGUAUGUAUACACUAUAUACUGUACAAGUGUGAGUUGCUGGUAAUUAAAAUUAUAUAUAAAAUUAAAUAUAUAUAGAUAUACAUAUAUAUAUAUAUAUAUUUAUUAUUCCUGUCUACAUGUUCUUUCAACUUUGUAUUGUGGUUGCCAGAUUCUGUUGCAUGUUAACCGAGGCGAAGUAGAGUCAAUUGUAAAUAUGUAAUCCCCGUCCCUGAAAGCAUAAAACUGGUGUGUUUUUAAUGGGCCCCAAGGCUGGGCAAAUAAAUAUAAAUUAUGAGCAUAUUACUACCCAACUACCACAAAUUAAAAUGCCGACGCUUCCAUAACGCAGUUUUUCUUCUUCUUUGUUUGUUUUUUCUGCUUGUUUUGUUUUUGGGAUCUCUGUGCGUAGUUUUGGGGUCUGGGGCCUGGCCUCCAAGCGGCACAAGUUACAAGUUCAGCGACGAAUGCUUUUCCAUUUAAUGGCGCUAUAUACCUUAAACUUAUAUAUACCAAAUAUAUAU